Nasonia vitripennis (jewel wasp) is the source of this 1401-nucleotide messenger RNA. RefSeq lists its product as uncharacterized. The record is from RefSeq and is a predicted model, not a curated record. Bases 149 to 1240 code for a protein of 363 amino acids. NCBI's taxonomy places the organism in Eukaryota, Metazoa, Arthropoda, Insecta, Hymenoptera, Pteromalidae. The transcript has 2 exons.
UCCAUUCUGUACAACUGUCAUCAUUCAGUUCGGUUUAAGGACUACCGCAAUACACUUCGCAUAGACUAACGAAAUCAAAAUCGGCAUGAAAGUCGCGGUAACAUUACAAACUAUAUAAUAGACCACAAAAGAAAAAAAAAUCACGAAGAUGAGACCAACACCGGAGGAAGAUUUAAUCUUUAUAAAGGAUAAACUACUGCCAGCAAUGAUAAAAGCUGGUCGCUUCAACGAAUCUUUAAGAAGCGUCACAUUCGACCACUACAGCGCGAUCGCUCGGCCUUAUCCCUACCAGCUCAGGGAUUACCAUCUGAACUUUGCGCUUUAUCGCGCUGAAAUUAAUUUUAACCAUUCUAACGCUUCCACUUGUACUGUAAAUGUCUGGGUAAAGCUGCUCCCGAAUGACUGCACUAAGCCGACUUUGACUCAGGCUCUCAACGGCUUUCACAACGAGGAGUAUUUCUGGAGGAGAGUAAGUCCACUCGUGGGCAGAGAGCUGUUACCAAGAUUUUACGCGGCGGAAAUGCAGAAAUAUGGCAGACCCGUUGUCGUCGUUGAAGACCUGGAGAUGAGUGGCUUUCGGAGAUCGCUGGAUCCCAGACAGCUGAGUGCGGAAGAGGCGAUCUUAGUGCUGAAGUGUAUCGGCAGAAUGCACGGGAAGGGCAUGGCGCUGAAGCAGAACCGUCCUCAUAUGUACGCGGAGAUACGGAGGCGGUUUAAAAAGGUCACUUUACACUCGUCCGAUUUGCCACGAAUUCAAAGGGAACUAUUGAUAAUGUCGAACCAAUUGAGCCGAGUCAGCAUUGGCGGAGCCAUCGUAAGAAGGCUGCUGGAAUCAGACCCACUUUCUACCUGCAGAGAAGCUUUCGAGUCCGAGCCCGUGACUAUCUGUAACGGGCUGACUUUUCGAGGAAACAUGUGGUUCAAAUACGACGAAAACGACGAACUCCAGGCUGUAAAGCUCCUGGACUGGCAACGAGCUUGCAGUGGAUCAAACUGUUUCGACUUUGCCAUGAUAAACGAAGAAGGCGAUCAUAGGUCAUAUUGGAGAUAUUUCAGAGAGGUUUAUUACAAAGCCGUGAGACGCGAGUAUCCGGCAGCUACCGAGAGAUCUCUGUUCGAAAACUAUUCGCAAGCCGGAUUGUGCUACAAAUUGAUUCUCAGCACGCUUCCUACGCCUUACAUCAGCCCACCAGACGGAGAGAUGCCUGAUGAUGAACCCUCUUAUUGUACAUUGUUGUGAUAUGUAUCAUUGUGUUUAUUGUACAAAUAAAAAGUGACGUUUAGUUUAUGAGCCCUAUUUCACGGUUUGUCUUGCAGAUACGAUCUAGAGGUGCGAAAUAUCUUAUACAAAUGCUUGUACAUCAGUGAUGAAAAUAAACCGAUGAGUAUAAUUCUUCAAAA